Messenger RNA from Portunus trituberculatus (swimming crab), 16630 nucleotides. It is a transcript of the gene mv, whose product is annotated as lysosomal-trafficking regulator-like. Gene Ontology annotation, biological process: intracellular protein localization. The record is from RefSeq and is a predicted model, not a curated record. The transcript has 54 exons. Gene Ontology annotation, molecular function: protein kinase binding. NCBI's taxonomy places the organism in Eukaryota, Metazoa, Arthropoda, Malacostraca, Decapoda, Portunidae. The coding region runs from base 262 to 13290 and encodes 4342 amino acids. Gene Ontology annotation, cellular component: membrane; cytosol.
AGGUAUCAUAGUGUGUGGGUUGGCAGUCUUGUGGCCCGAGGCGGAUGGCAGACCUGCGGCAAUGACAACAAAGCUUGACAAGUGGCGUUAAAGGUGCGUGUGAGGCACUGAGGGCUGGCCGCUGUUUGUGUGCUGCCCCUCACAGUCCUGCCAAGGUGUGGUGGUGCGGCGCGCGUGGUUGGGACUCGCGUUACCUGGCCUGGCUCGAGUUACAGUACAGAGAUCACCUGACGGGCUGUGAGCCAGAGAUAUGAUGGAAGGAUGAGUGACCAAAGGCUGCAGGAGGCCUGGUCCUGCUUUGCCCAGACUGAACCAGGACAUGUGGUGGAACGCCGAAACCAACUUGAUGACUUCCUUGGUCUCCUGUUGUCCUCUUCCCGGAGUGAAGCUCCCCUCUCUAACCUCCUACAUUUUAGUGACUUAGGCAGUGUGGUAAGCCUCUUGGGUGGACAGUUCCUGGCUGACAUAGAGCAUAUCUGUCUGGGAUCUGUGAGUUAUGACAGCGAUGCAUCAUCCAGCGCCACAUCACGGUCCGUUGGCUCCAUUGUCAGUGACACCUCUCGGGCCAGUGAUGGGUCACGGGGCUGCCGGCCACGGGUCACCAGCACUGUCACUGCUGCCAGGAGCCAUCGGUUCACUUUCCCCUCUCAUCUCCCUCACCUGGUUCAGGAACACCUGCUUCCCGACUCAGACCAUGUUGGUGACACACAGGAGCAUUCACCAGAGGCACAGCCAAGCCAGGACAGGGACAGUAAGCCAUGGAGGUGCAACUCAGAAAAGGAAGGAAGAGAGAAUGCAGGUGAGGAAUCGACUAUCUCAGGAGCUUCACAUCUGCAGAUGAAAGGCACAAACAAGGAAGCACAGAGUUCAAAUGGAACACCUAUUGAGAAUGACAAUGACUCUGGCACAGACCACGAAGAAGAAAGCAAGACCACCAGUGAGGGCACAACUCAGCCUCCUCAGGACUGUGGUGACCAAACACCAGAAUCAGUAAAACAGGCAGCUGCAGAUACCAUUCCACAUUCAGCCUCACAAGACAAGUCCAGCGAGGCAGAACAAGAGGGAGAUGAUGCCCCAGAAGCAGAGAGAGACGAGUCCCUGCCUGUGCGUUGUGAGGGACAGGGAGAGGUGCCACAGUCCCCCAAAACACAAGCUGAUGAGAACCAGGAGGCAAGCAACAGUGGGAAUGACUCUGGCCAGGGGAAGGAGGCUCAGAAUGCUGCUACCCUCACUCACUACCUCCAAAAAGGCUGUGGUGCCAAGAUCCUGGUGGCUCUGGACCAGCUGGGUGUGGUGGGUUUGACUGGAGGGAGAGAAAUCAGUCACGUUCUGGCCUUUAUAUUUACAUUUAUGCUCAAGAACUCUUCACUAGACAGUUCAGCUAAGCGAGGUUCGGACAGGAUAGAGAGAGAUGGAGAAGCACCACUGCUCAGUGAAAGGAAGGACCCUAAUGAUCGUGAGGCAGAGAAGAGCACCAAGAGUCAGCCAUCAUUCAGGUUUGUGCCCUCUGUCAACCUCAGCCUGGAGGACAUAUUUGCCCCUGUCAUACACUUGGCAAACUCCCGCAGCAACUCUGGUGGAAGAAGCAGCAGCCUCUCAACUCCCCAGCCCUGGAUGCAGUCAUCAGUGUCAAAGAGCAGCAGUGUCUCCAGCUGCCAGAGCUUGAAGAAAUCAGGAAAGAAGAGGAGAAAAAAAUACUCCAUGUCUGUCUCAUACGUGCAGUCAGAUUCUGAAGGGGAAGAGAACCCUAAGAGGAGCCGCCUGGGGAAGGCUCUCGUCAAGUUCACCAUGAAUCCCAAUGACUUUGAUUACUUCACCCGGGUUGUCUAUAGCGACGACGAGAGGCGCCCUGACACUGACUCUAUUGGAAGUGUUGUUUCCCAGAAGGACAAGGUUUUCAUCAGUGAAAGCAUUUCAUCUCUGUCAAUGGUUGAACUCCUGCAGUGCAUCAUAUCCAUUCAAAUACAAUUGGCAAUGCAUGAGGCAGAGCAGAAGCAUCUUUCUUCUCCUCUUUUGGCAACACAUGACAUCUUGCAAUUUUCCCUUGACACCUUCACUUCCAUGGUGUCUGAAAUGAAGCAGAAGAAAGAGAAUUCAAGAGAUAUACAACUUCUUCUCUCAUGGAUGCUGAAACUUGUGUUCUCCUCAGUUCAAAGGUUUCUGAAAUGUAGUGAAUCAUUGCACAAUGUGACUGAACUUGGAAUUAUACCAAAGCUAUUGAAAUUAGUGUGUGUUUUACUGGAUCUCAGAUUUGAUACUGCCAUAAACAGUGAUGCUCAGAGUGACAGUGCAGCUAGUAUUAGUAAUGAUUCAAGAAGCAGUCAGUUUGAUGCAAGUAAAGAAAGUCUGGCCCUUGAGAUCAUCAUUGGCCUCCUCUUCUUACUUCAAAGCUGCACUUGCCUCAAGCUGGAGUGGAAGGAGGUUCUGGAGUGUUUGCAUCUUCAUAUUGUGUUUCUGCAAAAUAAUGGAGCUGAAAUCAUUAAGAAAGUUGUGUUGUAUAGUAAGUCAUUAUCACUUAACAAAAGAGCUGAGAUUUUGGAUUCCAUUAGUCAUUUAGUGAUGUACAUGAAGUUUUGGAGGGAGGACAUUUACCACUCAGAGAAGUGUGAUAAGAAAAGUCACAGGUUUUGUGAAUACCGAACUGUUCAGAACCACCAUUCUCGAGUGUUUGGGAUCAAUGCAGAGAACAUCAAGAUGAUACAUCCUGGAAGAUGCAUGAUUUCAAACUUUUCCGACAUUUUACUGGACUGCUUUGCAGGCAGUAAAGAAGCUGAACUUUCUACUUGUGCAAUAAAAUCUCUGUCAAAGUGUGGCUUGUGCUGCUGCAUGAACUCAAGAGGAGUGUUGAAUAGACUGCUUGAAGAUCUUCCAGAGAGGAUACCACAUGUUGUUACUUUUGUCACCCUGUUCAUAGAAAACAUAGUGUGGCGUGACCUGAGUGGCCUGGCUGUCACUGAGCCAGUCAAGUGCAACUUUUGUCAGAAGUUGAAGCAGUCAGACCUUGCAAUUAACAUGCUGUCUAAUGAUUACGCUUCAGAUGAGUCGUUCAUGUCGAGUUUUGUCACUAAAAGCAAGAGUCCAUACCACCAGUUUCAGGCUCAUGACAGAGACAGAGCAGACACACAUUUACAAUAUGCUGUUUUUUGGGAAGGCCUCAGUGUUUACAUAAAACUCCUUGAAAGUACAGACAUCAGUUCCAAGAUAAUCAAUCAUAUAGUGAGACUUGUCUGUCAGAGUAACACAGAUGUCAAGCUGGCAUUGUGUGACCACUUGGUUGUCCCAGCACUGACACAGAUAUGUGAUGAGGGCAUAAUGAAGUAUAUCAGUAGAGAAGGUCAUGAAAAGGAAAUAUUACUCAAUCUCAUAAAGUGUCUCCGACUGACAUUGGCAGAGUCAGGUGAUGGAAAACUAAUGGAGUUCCUGAAUGCAUAUGGGCCGGGACUCAUUGCCGAGUGUAAGGAAAUUCAGGGCAUAAAACAUGAGACUUUUCUUUUGUUGUGUAAUACUGUGAAGAAGGAGCUGAAGAUGAGGCCAAGUCUGCUAGUCAUGGGGGAAAUGAAUGAGGAAAGUGAAUUGACCUUUGCCAAACUGUUUGAGUGGGAAGUUAUUGAACAAGAUGAAUUCUGGUCUGCCUACUUUGGCAUGAAAGCUGAGGAAGUUCGCCAGAGGUUUUUCAUUCGCACACAGCAAAGCACAGAUACUAGUGGAGAGCACAGUGAUGUGGCCAGACAUGACAAAAAUAAAACAGAUUGUGAUAGUGACAAUAUAACAAUCCGUGGGAAUGUGGUAGCUAGUUGUAAUUCUAAAAGGGACUCCAAGGAAGACAGUGUGUCAAGUAGAAAAGCUGAGAACUUGAUAGAGAGUACAGAAUUUGGUGAAGCGAUUGGUGAUGAUUCAGAAAGCUCAGAGGAAGAGCAAAUGCAAGGAGAGACAGAGAAUGUAAGAUAUGAAGAAAAUGACAAAGAUCUUGGAGGUCAGCACAUCAACAAGGCAGUCUCAGGUCACCAGGGGAAUGAGGAGCGAGGGAAGACUUCAGGAGACGAGAUGGAAGAAACAAACGAGGAGAGCAUCAGCUGUGAGCCAGAAGCAGAGCAGCGUGUUGGUGAUGAAGUGUUGAUAAGAGAGAAUGGUCAACUGGAUGCUGAGGAGAGCAUAACCCUUCAAGGACAUGCCAAUGAGAGUUCUUCCGCGAGCGAGUCCUUCCCUUCAGAGCGCGGCAACGAAGGGACCAUCCAGCCCUCCAGCCAUUACUCCUUACCUAGAGGGAAGCAAGAGGCAGCUGAUGGUUUGGGGAAGGUGAAAGACAAGUUGUCACAGCUUCGGGGAUCUCCGGCUGUCACUUCACGGCAUUCACAAGAAAGUGGCUGGAAGCCAGUCGAUGCCGACACUCUGAUUGAGAAGUACAUAGGGCUGGGGGAGCUGUGGGCGGCAGUGAUGGAGGUGUUGCAGACAAGCACAGAGUUCCAGGUGUUCUUGGCGGGGUCUGCCGUGCGCUCCCUGGCUGCCCCCAUGCUGGUCAACAUCACGCAGGAUCUUGCCCGCUCCUCCUCAGGCACAUUGGGCAUGUCCAGUGUUGUGGUGGGACAGCUGCCGGUGACCUUCUCCCUCAUGCAGUCACUCCUCACCUUCAUCAUUGUAACCUACCCCUAUGCAGGCCUGCACGUGGAGACUCUCCUGAAUGAGCUGCGGUCGCCUCUGCUGCACUACUCCCCCAGCACCUGUGCGGAUGUGAAGCACCUGGUGUCUGUCAUGCUCCAGUGCUGUGUCUUCUCCAGCUCCCCCAGCCUGACCUACACCCUGCCACACCCUCCACAGCAUGCAGUGGAGUUGAUGGAGGAGGAACCCGGACCAGCUGGGGAAGGUGUGGACAGCCAGGCAGCUGAGAUGGACGGGUACGAGGCUGACACAGAACAGCUGGCUAACACUUCUCCCUCAUCCUCUAGGUUUUUAAGUGAGGAAGAUGACUUGGAGUGCCCUGAGCUUGUCCUCUUGGCACUUGACCUCAUCAUCAACCACCAUGAGAAGUACCUGGAGUCCCGGGAAGAGGUGAAGCAGGAGACAGCAGUGCGACGUGAUAGUCACCAAGAUGCCCCAACAGAACCCAGGGACCAGCAGGAAUCUAGGGACCAAGCACCAUCAGGGACCAAUGCUGAGUGUGAAGACCAACACUUGUUUGAAGACCAGCCUGAAGCUGACAGAUGGAUUGCGGGUUACCCCGAGAACGGAGAACAUUCCAGCGGUGUUAGGGGUGCAUCAGGGAGGUGGAGAGCCCACAGGAAUGGCAGAGAGGCAGCAGCAUUAGGAACCAAGAGAAAUGCUGUCACAAAUGCCACAAAGGGUAGAAGGAAACGGUCACCAGGUCAGAACAGUUCUACGGCAGAUAGUGUUUCCUCAACCUCCUCUAUCUACCACACCCUCAACUCUGAUGAGGAAGCAACCUCCAGCCUUGGGGAGCAGACAUCUGACUGGGAGGACCAUGUGUGGCUGGCAGACCACAAACUGGAGGGUAGCAGGGAGACAGUAAUCACUAAGGAGUCAUUGCAAAACUCUGUACCUGAAGGUGAGGCAGACAGCAGACCUCAGAGGGCAGACAGUGAAGCCCACCACCACUCUAGGACAAGUAGGUCUCCAGCAGAGGGGCAGCAGGGUUCAGCCAGCUCCCCUGUGGUUGGCCUGUGCUGCGAGAGUGAGGCAAUCCACAGUGCCUCCAUCACACAAUGUGUCCAUGCCCUCCUGCUGCUGUGUCGCUCCUCAGCCACCAUCUGCCGGCGACUCCAUGCCCUGGGGCUACUCUCUCGCCUUCUGGAUGGCUUCAGUGACCUCAUCUGUGCCAAUGACCCCACCUAUGAGGAUGUGGUGGGCACUGUGGUGGGGGUGUGGGCUGAGGUGGGUCGGUGGUGUCUUGCCCCUACAGAGCUCUCACAGUUCUUCACCCUGUUCAAGUCCUCCUCAGCUCCCCUUGAAAUCCUUCUGCGUGCAUUGUCCCGAGUGCUGGAGGGGAGUGGCAGUGAGCCCCAGUGUGCCCUCCAGUAUCCCUGCCAUGUGGUCACCACUUCCUCUGCCUCGCCCACCUUCACUGCCUCACACAACUCCCUCUCAGAGAGUCUAGCGUCAUUUGUCAACAUUCGGGCACCGGCUUCCCCCAUGGUGGAGGCCAUCACCAGGCUGCAUGAGAGUCACUGCCGGCAUGGAAUACUGUCAUGCGUCUCCAUUUGCUGUGUGGCAUGUCCAGUGCCUCGCUCCUUGGACUGGUCUCCGUACAACUCUGGCCUGGCCUGUACCACCUGGCUCUGUGUGCGGGACAGGUCUGGGUUGGAGACAAAGCAGCAGUACUCGUCACAGUCCAGCCUGGUGAUGAGUUGCCGGUCUGAGGCUUUCUUCGACCCAGGAGCAGCAAGGUGUAGCUUCUCCCGAGGAGCGACAUCCACUGCCUCAGUGAGUAGCGACCUCAACUCCAACAAGCUUCAUGUGCUGUCUGUUGGCACACAGCACCUCAUGUUCUCCCUUUGGCUGGAUCCUGCAAAAGACAUUCUACAAGUGUGUGUGUCCCGGGAGGUGGACCGUGAGAGCUCCCAGCUGAGCCAGGGUGUUGUGAUGAGGGCCGGGCUGUGUGAUGGAGCUUGGCAUCACCUGGCACUCUGCAUCCCUACUAUCAAUGUCAGAAGAGGUGGCAAUCUCAAGAUAACCAUCUUUGUGGAUUCGCUGACCUGUCAUCUGGUGAGUGUGUUGGUGCCGGCCGUGGGAUCCAUCAAGAAGAGCUCCCCCUCUUACCUCCUGCUGGGCCACACUGACUUCUUCUGUGAGGAGAUGCAGCCGUCAUGUCACAUAGUAGAUGAAUUUGAAGCUCAUGGGUUUAGCAAGCCAAAGAGGGACACCCUUCCUGGCAGCCACCACUUCCAGCUGCUCAUGGGCAACACCUUCCUCUUCCGGGAACCCAUCCUUAGCAGGGAGUCAUGUCUGUACCUUAUUGCCCUUGGGAAGGACACCACCAGCCUCAUUCCCCUUACAGACAAAGAUGAGAGGGUGGUCAUGCCGCCCUUUGUCACCCCAAAGUUACUCUCGGCAGGAAUGGACCUCUCCGUGCUCUAUGGGCACAUGGAGGCGGUAGUGAGGCCGGCCCAGGAGUCCAUCUUGGUGCUCCACACAACCCAGCAUCCCUCUGACUACCUCUGUUACAAGCCACACAUUCCCUCACUCCAAGACACAGGCAACCAUUACCCACUGUGCAGCUGCCAGCCUGCUGUUUUGUUUGGAGAGGUGACGCCCCUGCAGCACCGUGGCCCAGAUCUGGCACUGCUGCACAUGGGUGGUAUAGCCCACAUUGUCUUUCUGUUUGCACGACUCGUGGAACUGGAGAGUGAUGAGCGUGAGCAGGCUGCUGCCCUGCGUCUGCUCACUCACUGCAUCCACUCCUCCCCACAACUAGCAGCUCAGUACGAAGGCCUGCGAGGCAGCUCCCUGGUGUUCCGCAUCCUGCGCUCACCACUCUCUUGUCCAGGAGUGCAGGUGAUGAAGGCACUGCUGGAUGGCUGCACCUCACCCAGUGUGGUGCAGUACAUUGCCUGCCGAGACGUGUACACAGUGGGUGGUCAUGUCCCUGCCCUGCUGACAGACCGCGCCCUCCUCGGCUCCAUCCUCACCAACUGGAGAACCUUUUUGGAAAACUUCUCCAAAGACCAAUCCACCAAGUAUUGUGUGAAUGAGAAAGGAGAGCGGAUGACUGUCAUUGGCAUCAUCCUGUCCGUCCUGAAGGUGUUGCUGGCGGAGAACCAGCCUUAUAGAGACUUCAACAUAGCUCAGCUCAGGGAUAUAGAUGCACUGGAUAAAAUACUCUUCAUGUGCAAGGAGCUGGAGCUGACAACCGGCUCCUUGGACAGCAUCUGCUCGGCCAGUCUGGUGGUGGUGGUGGUGGCAGGCUUGGUGGGGGCAUCUUCAUCACCUCCCUGGAGGAAUGCUCCAUCUGUGGCUGCCUUGGCACUUGCUGUCCAAGAGUCAUACUCCUCUGGGUUUUCCUCAAGAACAUCAGGUGCUGGCCUACCUGUGAAUGUGAACCCUCUUGGCCUCACCUCGUUUGGGCUUGGGUCCCCGUCAGUAAGGGUGAGGGAUGUGGCAGCAGUGUAUGGAUUCCUGCUGCUGGUCCAUCCGGCUCACCUCACGUAUGCUGCCACAGAGCGCCACACUGCCUACUACCUCCCUCACAUUCCUGUUAACCUCACAUCCUCCAGCAAGAGAAAUGGCUCUGCUGUGGCUGUGGGUGUGGACUUGGCAGCAGAACUCAUGGAUCGCCCCGAGAAACCACAAAUGUUGCAGCAGUUCCAGGCUGGUGAGUGGCAGGUCAUAGAGAACAGCGACCCACUGAUGCAGCUGAAGAGAAUACGGCAGCAGCAGCAAGCAGAGAUCAGGAAGCUCAGGAGGGAAGGUUCAAUUGCCAGGAGUGCUUACUACACCUCAGAGGAUGAGGAUAGUUCUGGGGAGGGGCACAGCAGCAGCACUGACAAAAAGGAUUCUUCAGUGUUCAAUAGUGAGGAUCAGGUGGACAAUGCAGCACUUCAGCGGAGACCCAUCAUUCCACAUGUAGUUGUGUCCCCUAGCAAGGGUGAGGAGCACACUAGCAGGAGUCCUGAGAGGAAGAGUGAGAGAGACACCCCAGAGAUCUUGUCUGCCACUGAAGACGAUGAAAUAGAAAAUGACCAAGGGACCAGCCACAGUGAAGAUGAGCAGUGCCCCGCCACUGAACUGGCAGAGGAAAGCAAUGCACUGCCCAGGAUAACAAAGUGGGCAGAGGAUCCUGGAGAAACAGAGGAGGAGGACAGUGGUGAUGAGGAGGAAAGCACUGCCACUGCCAACUUGUCCUGCCUGACACGAGUGGUGGUGGGUCUUCUGGAGACUCUGGAGGAGGUAUUGCAUUGCGCCUCUGACACCACUGCCCGCACACUGCUUGGUGAGGCCAUGCACAUGGACCAGACCCUCAUCAUGGCCAACCACCCUCAUCCUGUCAUCAGGCAGGCUGUCCUCAAGCUGUUCACCACCAUGAUGGACAGAUGUUCUCCAGAGGACAGUGUUCUACACCUACGUCAGAAUGUUCCUCUCAUCAUGGGCCAGCAGCUGCACAAACAUGCUACGUCCAUCUCCCCCCAGCUGAUGAUGGCAGCAUUCUCCCUCGCUUUGGGCCGCUCUUUCACCUUUGAGGACUAUGCUGUGGACUGUGAUCCCUCCCUUGCCCUUCAAAAUAAGGUGGUGUUGUUCAUUCCUCUUCUUGCUCUGCUACCUAACUCAGCCCAGGACAUUGCUCUCUGCCACAACACACUCAUGGUCCUGCUGGAUCUGCUGCAUAAGAACACGGAGCUCAUUAUUCCAUUGAUCCACAAGGCGUACUUUGUUGACUCUCUCCUGUGCACCCUGAAGAGCUCCCUGCACACUGAGGGGGUUGGGGUGAGCGACCUCACUGGAGAGAGUGAGUGUGAGGUUGUGGUGUCAGACAUCACUGAGAUUCUCUCCUGGAUUGUGAACUGUCUUGUGGCUUCUACACAACACAAAAACUUCCUGCUGAGCCUGGAGGUGCUGCACCAUCUCAACCUUCUGUGCCGAGGCGAGUCAGCUGUGUGUGGAGGUCAGGCUAGCUGUGUAGGCCAUUUGCAGGGGACUGAGGCAGCCCUGCUACAGGUGGCACUCUCUCGCAUCCAAGCCACGGCAUCAACCCACCAGCAUGCCCUCACCUGUGAUGCUGCUGCUGCUGCUGCUGGACCCUUCAAGUUGGAGAAGACCAGCAUGACGGGAUCCAGCAGCCUGCAUAACAUGAAGCUGGCAUCCCCCGGCACUCCACGGGAGGAGAGUGACUCAGGGGUGGGCUCUGUGCUGGCUAACUACACUACCAUUCCCUUCACCAAGAGCUUGCACAACAUAUCAGACCAGUUAUUCCUGAGCCAGAGCCGCAGCUCCCCAGCACUGGGCUCAGAGGGCUCCAAGAAGGAUGACAAAGUGUUGGCUCACUCAGAGUUGGUUGACAGGUUCAAGGUUCUCAUACAGAAAGCUACAGACUUCCUGUUCAUGUCAGCCUGGUCAUCAGUGGAGUCUGUGGCAUGUGCCCUGCCUUCAGCUUCUGCCUCUGAGAACUUCAGCCUCUUCCUACUGGAGUUGCUACUGUCUGCUGCGGCCGCCAUCACCCAGCGCAAAGGCAACAGUGAGAGGUGUGGGUGGGAGCGUGUGUUGUGGGGCUGCCAGGAUACGCUUCGUCUCCAUCUCAACCACCUGCUGGCACUGGUCACCUCACCACGCACUCAUCUGCAGACCCGUGUCAGGGCAGCACAGGUCCUCUCCAAGCACCCCAGACUACAUGCCAUCAUCAACUGUACUGCCAAGGCAAACCCACAGCUCAUGUACAAAGUGGGAAUCUUCAUACAUGAACUUCGCUACCAAAAUGAAAGCCGACUGGACGCUCCGGCAACUCGCUGCUGUGAGUCACUCCUGCAGAUGAUGGAGGAAUGCUCAAUACAAGUCCUUCCUCCUCCUGAGACAUUCCCGCCACACGGCGCCAUGAAGGAGUGGAGCGUUGUGACGGAGGAGAAGAAGCAGUGGCAGGACGAGUCUGCCAAGAUUGCCAUCCUUGUGGUGGAUCGCUGCACCAAACAGGAUGAGAGGUUGAUGACCAAGAACACUCAGGUGUACGAGGCAGUGGCCCAGGAGUGCAGCCGCCUCACCCGCAGCGUGGUGGACCGGCAGAAUGUGGAGCGCAAGUUGGUGUUGGGUGGCAUCAAGCACACCCAGUGCCACCAUGUGCACCUCACCCACCGCUGGAGGGACCUGCUGGAGACCCUGACACAUGAGCGAGCUACCUGGCACUUCCAACAUUCCUACCCAAGGUCUUGGCAACUAGACCAGACAGAGGGGCCACUUAGGAUCCGGAAGAGGCUUUGCAGAGGACGCCUCCUCAUCCAGAGCCGCUACCUUGUGCCAGAAUACCGCCAGAAGAUUGAGAUAGAGAGUCAGCCAUCCCCCCUUGAGAGUGUCCUCCAGGGGUCAGCAACGGAGUCUGAGAUGGCGGUGAUGAUCGAGCGGCUGAACGUGAGUGAGCGCAUCAUCCACAUGAGCAGUGCCUCGGUGGUGUCGCCCGGCAUGGAGCAGUGUGGAGAGAUCCUGGUUAGCCGCACUGCCAUGUACUUUGUGGGGGAGCAGGUGACCAUUGACAUGAACCAGAGUGGCACGUGCAGCGAGGUGGUGUCCGUCACCUGGCCGCUAGAUACUGUGCGGGAGAUACACAUCCGUCGCUACCAACUACAGGACUGUGCCUUGGAACUGUUCCUCACCAGUGGCCACUCAGUCCUCCUGGCCUUCACCGACACCCAGCACCGCAACCAGAUUAUUGGAGUGCUGAGUAUGUCGGACAUGCCCAACCUGCUGAGCAAGGCCACUCUUCCUGAGGUCACUGCUCAGUGGCGGGAAGGACACAUUACCAACUUUGAAUACCUGACACAACUGAACAAGCUGGCUGGUCGCUCCUUCAAUGACCUCAUGCAGUACCCAGUGUUCCCGUUUGUCCUCUCCAACUACACAGCUGACAUUUUGAGCCUGAAUGACCCAUCCAGCUUCAGAAAUCUGAAGAGGCCCAUUGCAGUGCAGCAUCAAGUCAAGGAACAACAUUACAUCAAUAAUUAUGAGAUCACCUCUCAGAUCAGCCAGGGUCCUGGGGACGGGCCGUACCACUAUGGCUCUCACUACAGCAACUCUGGCAUUGUGCUUCACUUCCUGGUGCGCUUGCCCCCCUUCACCCAGCUGUUCCUCCGCUACCAGGAUGGUAAUUUUGACAUCCCAGACCGAACCUUCCAUUCUAUGCAGACCACGUGGCGUCUUGCCUCCUCAGACUCCACCACUGAUUUUAAGGAGCUCAUCCCUGAAUUCUUUUUCCUUCCUGAAGUAUUCCUUAACUCAGAAGGGUUCAACAUGGGUGUGCGUCAGAGUGGUGAGCGAGUCCACCACGUUCAGCUCCCUCCCUGGAGUGGUGAUGACCCUCGCAGGUUUGUGCUGGUGCACCGAGCAGCGCUAGAGUCCCCUCUUGUUACUCACAACCUGCAUCACUGGAUUGACCUGGUGUUUGGCUACAAACAGACCGGCAAGGCAGCCGUGGAGGCCAUCAAUGUUUUCCAUCCUGCGACCUACUUUGGCUAUGAUGUGGAAGACGGCGGGGAUGAGAUCAGUCGUGAGGCACGGAAGGCCAUGAUCAAGACUUAUGGCCAGACUCCCCAGCAGCUUUUCACCAACCCUCACCCUCCAGCCAGCCAUGCUGGCCCCAUACAGAACCCUCAGGCCCCUGAAGUGCUCCAUGAGGUGCGAGGUCUGCGGUGGGGCACCUAUGCUGGGUCCCCUGCUGAUGAGCGCCCCAUCCUGGCCCUGGUGCAGACCCUGAAGACGCCUGCCACCUGCCUGGCCUGCCUGUCCCACACUGAGCUGCUCCUGAUGCCACCUCGCACUCACCUCCUUAACAUUGGUCUCAGCAAAGGCACCUCUGGAGCGUACAUCCUGUCAUCACACCACCAGGACGGCAUUAUCCGCUGCCGCCGCCUCAAAGACAACACACCGCAGCCGCUUAUAUCCGUGCCUCCCAAUGAGCAGGUGACAUGGUGUGUGUGUGGCACCAACCAGGUGUGGAUUGGCUUGGCGUCCGGUCAGAUCCUGGUGUACCUGGUGAGCGCUAGCCAUGUUGGGGAGGAGCUGAUGGUGUCCUUGCCCCCCACCCUCCUCCUGGCACACACUGCUCCCAUCACAACCAUGUACCUCUCCAAUGCUUUCAACAUCUGCAUUUCUGGUGGUAAAGAUGGCAUGUGUGUCCUCUGGGAUGCUAACAGACUGUCCUAUGUGCGGAGUAUUGGGUGGAGUGGUGUGGAAGUCUCCCUGCUUGCCAUGAGUGAGACUCUUGGGGACUGGGCCUCUGUCACUCCCUUGGGUUCCAUGGCUUCAGUGCUGCGCCUCUACACCAUCAACGGGGCGCUGGUGGACUCUGCUGUUACACCUGCUCCUAUCACUGCCCUUGCCUUCACUUCAUCACCUGAAGGCACAGCAAUUAAUGUCAUUGCCACCAGCAUGGCUGAUGGUGUCAUCAGACUGUGGAGUGUGUGGGACUUGCGAGCAGUGAGGGAGCUGAAGACUGACAGGGCAAGGCAGCCAAUUGCUUCGUUGCAGUACAGUCAGGACAAUCUCCACCUGUGUGGCAUCACUGAGAGUGGAAUCCUGGUGGUGUGGGAAUCCUCUCUUGUCAAAACCAAAAUCCCAAAGUUCAUCACUGUUCCUCCUGUGUAGUCAGGCGUCAGAUGUUGGGGAACAGCUUCUCAAAAGUUGCCAAAGGAAUACUGAAUGUAAUCUGUAUAAUUGGGUUCACAAUUGGUAAUGAGGAUUGGUGACUGGUUUUUCCUCAUCUCAUGUAUGUUCUGUGAAUCUCGUCUUGUUUAUUUUUUUGUAGGAAAUUAUCUGUACUUAUGGACUUUAUUUACCAUGAACUUUCUUUUAUAAAUGGGAAUAAAUUAAUGCAACUUUUAACAGUCACUUUUAGCUGUAGUUUAUAUAUAUAUAUAUAUAUAUAUAUAUAUAUAUAUAUAUAUAUAUAUAUAUAUAUAUAUAUAUAUAUAUAUAUGGGAAAACCUUAUUCAAAGUGUGUGUAAUAUGAGAUUGUUUUGUGGUGUGUAUAUAUCGAUCAAUUUAACCAAAAAUGACGCAUUAAUGUAUUUCAUGAGACGUAAAGCUUCCAGGACAAAUUUUAAACAUUUUGUGUGCAUGUUUUAGCAUAAAGUGCAGUGUUUGUGUAAAGAUUUUGGUCUGCACUACUUGUUUGUCUUCCAAACUUUUUUUUUCUAUAAAUUUAUAUACCAAUUGUUUUUAGUGAAAAUUGCAGAUAUGUAAAGUUGUAUUCUAUUGGCAGAAGAUAUUAUUACCGUCCUAUUCCCACAGAUGUAAGUUUCUGAGUAAAUUUUACGUAUGUUGCUGCUUGACUGCAUGAGGGAACGAAAGGGUGUCAAAAGUUAUGAUUUAGUAUUUAAUGGAUCAGCAUGCUCAAGUCUCAAACAGAUUGUGUAGGUCCAAAGUCAGGGUUGUCUUGUGAUGGUCUGCAGGAGACACUGAGGACCUGUAGGAACAGAGGCAAGUGUUGAGUUGUUGUGGUGGCAAUGGUGGUAUUGCUGCCUGUCCUUGCCUCUCUGCCCUCAGGUGCUACCUCUGUGCUCUGCCUGUAUCAGGGUUUAUGCCAGGCAAGUGCCACCCAUCCACCUUAGCAAGUAGCAGUGCAUGAGGUAGAAAAUUGUAGGAAUAGAAGAAAGUUGUGCUCAUACAAAAAACUGACAUUUUCUCGUGUCAUAAAUUUUUUUUGUCUUUGUUUCCCUAUUAGGUAUGACAUGGAAUACAGGCAGCUGUAUGUAUAUAUUGUUUAUGAAAAUAUCAUGGAACUGGAGUUAUUGUCUGUAUUUUGUUCAUUAUUUUGCUUACUUUUAAUCUUUUAAAUAAUGAAUGCUAUGAUGUGCUUCUCUUCAAAAUUCAUUCACAUUAUUUGUACUCAUUCAGUCUGCAAUGAUGUAAUGCUCAGUUAGGGCUAAGCUACCUCUUCAUUGAUACACCAAUACAUUCAGCUUAGACAAAACAUAUAUGGGUAAUUUAUGCCUUUUAAUUUAUUUAAUCAAAGUGUUGUUGAAUCAAAAGUCAUAAUUGGUCACAUAUAUAAUUAGAAAUGUAUAGAAUUCUUUAUGAUUUAAUGAUGGUAAUGUUUUCAGACAUUUACUAGAAAAGCAAUACUUAUGCUAGUAAAUACGUUUAAAGGAAAGAAAGUAAAUAUGCCUAGUAUGCAGUGUAAUUCAUGUGUAGGUAUUUUUAAUGAGGUGGAAGUCUGUAUCUUAGAUGGUUAGGAAAAAAAAGAAAAAAAGUUUAUAUUUAUUGAAAUAGAUAGUAUAUGUUACUCUGAAGGUUUAUGCAUUAGAUUUUUAAUGUAAGUUAGUAUAGUACUGUUAUGCUGUGAGAGAUGUAUUAUAUUACAAUGAACAAACAUUCCAUCUACGUGACUGUGAUCGCAUGAGCCAUGCACCAAUGCUGUCCUCGGGUAGUACACAUGCACAAGUAUUCUGCUUGGCAUCUGUGGGAAGGAGGAUGUGAUAUCCUUUGUUCCUCACAACAGUCAAAAAAUGUACCCUCUGUGAUUCCUGAUGGCUGGUAUCCACACCUUUAACUCUUCCAUGCUCCAGUAAGGUAGCAAGUUUUUCUUCUGCAGCGCAAACCCGAGUUAGUUUAACAGGAACAUUGUCUUCCUAGUGUGUGCAUCUGUGAGCUAUUUCCUGACUACAGGAAUGUGUUUUAGCAUGCAUAUGACCAGUAAAUUUUAGUUAACAUUUGAUAAGUACUAAAACUAAAGCAAAAAAUAUUCAUCAAUAUAUAAAUAUGGAAUUUAGUUAAUGUGGCAAUAUUGUGUGACCAAUGCCAGAAUUCUUUCAAAUGUACAAGAAAAGAGCUGAAGUAAGAAUAUUAAGGGAUAGAUGUUGCAAUGUUAUUUACUGAAGCUUUCCAGCUAUGCUACCUCUGAGUUCACUGAGGAAGGUGUAGGGCAACAUAGAUGGGUAUUAUUGUGAUAAUAUAUAUAUUACUUUUUACUUAAAAUGUCAGUAUCAUUAUUGCUAUUAUCAAAAUUUUGGAUUUAUCAAUUAUUGGAUGAUAAAUUCAUAUCAGUAUCAAUUUUAAGGCUGUUGUAAUCACUUGAUUGGUUAUCAUAAUUUUUCUCAUUAUCAUGCCCAGCUAUGCAAGGCCUUCAGAUGAAAUGAGUAUCUGUAGGCAGCUCUUUGGUAUUUGAGACUUAGUGUAUAUAUGUGAAAUAAGUGGUGACUAGUUUGCUUACACGCUAGUCUGUCCUGCUUACUUGCUUUGGCAAAUAUGUUGUGUAUGAGAGGGUUAAUGUGGGUGGCUGCCAGGCAUCCUUGUUGGUAGGAUACCCAUUGAUUUGUAAUGGAUUGACAUGUUGAAUUUAAGGAAGUUCAGUUUGAUUAGGCAUCUUUAAAUAUACAUUACACUGUGUGAUGUCAAGCAGAAAGCAUUAUCCAUUUAUUCCAUCUCUUGGUUAUACUUCACUGCCAAGAGUCGGCAAGUGUUGUGGAGGCGUUGUAGUGACCAUGAGGGUUGGUGUGUGGUGGCCUGAGUCAGCCUGUGUCCCAAUCACACAGUCUCUGCUCAUGCUGUGUGACCUUGAAUCUCAUGCUUCUAGUGAAUGUCUGGUAUACACCUUUAUCCAUGCAAUUAAUGUUACUUUAUGUCAGUAUCCUGUGUUUAGCUUUACCCAUAGCCAUUUACUUUUCUGGAUGGGAUAUUCUAGUACCAGUGUACCUUCAAUAGUCAGUAUUGCUGAAUCAAUUAAUUUGUACCUUCUAGUAUUAGAUUAGUUUUAAAAUUUACUGAUAAUGCACACUGUAUCUUGUUUAAAAAAAUACAAUUGAAUUAUUGGCUGUAAAGUAAAAUUCCAAUAUGUUUGAAAUUCUAGUAUGUUCACCUGUUUCCCUCUGCCAAACAAAUCACAUCUCUCAAGUGUUAAGUGUUGGAAAUAAAUGUUUACUUUCAUUGUAAUGGUAAAUCAUAUAUUGUCUCUUCUGGCUAAGUAAAUGUGGUUUUCUUUUAAAAA